Microthlaspi erraticum is the source of this 681-nucleotide messenger RNA. NCBI's taxonomy places the organism in Eukaryota, Viridiplantae, Streptophyta, Magnoliopsida, Brassicales, Brassicaceae. The record is from the annotation of a GenBank genome assembly.
AUGAGCCUCACUAAGAAACCGAAUCAGAGAGGGGAAAAGGACUGCAAUGCCUCGGUUAUCCGCAACAUUCGAGUGAUGAUAAAGCCUCCAAGGCCUUCUGAGGAAUCGAGAAUCUUCAUCGAAUUCAAGCUUGAUGCGGUCGUCUUGGCAACCGCGGGAACUCCGAACACCGAUCGUUUCUUCUCCUUCUUAUUCCUGAGGUUUCUCAUCUGCAGCGCUGCUAUGGGAAAAUCUUAUCCGGUUACACCCGGUUUACUCUAUCCAUAUCCAAACACCGAUUUUAGAUGUCCGCAAUAUCCGACUAAUCCUCACCACCGAAGUUUUUUCCUCCCUAAACAAGUCGACUCCUCUGUUCCGACUCACCCGAUGUCUUCCAAAGCGAUAUCUUCGUUUGGCAAGCCCGUCACUUUCAAGGUUGUCGAGCAAAUCGAAGGUGUCAGCAAUCUCUUCUUAACUUAUUCGGUGAACCCUACGGCGAGUACGGGUUUGUCUAGAUCUAAAGAGGAGAAGAAGAUCGACAAGGCCAGAAGUAUUAUAGCAGGACCGUCGUCCUCACGUAGCAGUAAGAUCAGUUCAAGAAGAAGAGGUGAAGAAAACAACCAAGGAGAAGGAGGAUAUCCGGGAAUAAUCUGGGUGGCGAGACUGAGGGUUCAGUUCGGUGGUGGAGUAGUCAAGUGGUAG